AUGUUGCUGAGGCCGUUGUGCACAAGAUCCGUUAACGGUUUGAGCCGGGCCCGGCGAGGCUUCUCAUCCACAGCCUCUGUGAAGGCCGAUUUCACCCACAUUGUGGUUGGAGGCGGCGCUGUUGGCCUUGCAACAGCCCGCGCCAUUGCCCAACGUCCUGGUACAUCAACGGUUCUCCUUGAACGCCAUGGCGCUGUCGGCACAGAGACCUCGUCACGAAACAGCGAGGUGAUCCACGCAGGUAUCUACUAUGGCGCCGGAACCCUUAAGACGGAACUUUGCAUCCGGGGCAAAGAGCUCUUAUAUGCCUUCUGCCGGGAGCGCGACGUCGCUCACUCAAACACGGGGAAAUGGAUCGUUGCCCAGACACCCGCCCAGCGAGAGGCUCUUCAGAGAGUCCACGACUUCUGCAAGAACGAAAUUCAUGUGCCCAUCCGAUGGGUGAGUGAGGAGGAGGCCCGCCGCUUGGAACCUGGAGUCCGCGCCGAGGCUGGCGUGCUUGAUAGCCCUACGACAGGCAUUAUCGACUCACACGGUCUGAUGAUGGGGUUGAUGGGCCUGUUUGAAGAUGCGGGAGGCGUAGUAGCACUCAGCUCAGCCGUAACAGGCGUGACACCGCUCGGCGAGAAGGGAAGCCAGGGCUGGGAGGUGCGCGUGCGGGAUUCGACAACAGGAGAGGAGAGUGUAGUAACGGCCGAGGUGUUAAUCAACGCUGCGGGACUCGGGUCUGUCGAUGUGCACAACAUGAUUGUACCUGCCGAGCAAAGGCGGGCCUUGUACUACGCCAAGGGCAAUUACUUCUCGUACGCCAGCUCAACCCCUAAGGUUAGCAGGCUAAUCUACCCAGCACCAGAGCCAGGUGCCGGUGGCUUGGGUACGCAUCUGACUCUGGAUCUUGCUGGUCGGGUACGUUUCGGUCCGGAUGUGGAGUGGGUCGAUUCUGCCGAUGAUCUGGCCGUGAACACUGCUAGACUCCCGCUGGCCAUCGAAGCUAUCAAGAAAUACCUGCCCAAUCUUGACGAAAGCUGCUUGGAGCCAGAUUACGCAGGGAUCCGACCGAAGUUGGGGAAGUUGGGAGCAGUAGCUCAAGGAACAGGGUUCCACGAUUUUGUCAUCAGAAAAGAAGAGAGCUACGAAGGUUGGGUAAAUUUGCUUGGUAUCGAGAGCCCCGGACUUACAAGCUGUCUGGCCAUAGCAGAGCGGGUCGACAAGAUUUUGUACGGGUGA
Messenger RNA from Colletotrichum truncatum, 1227 nucleotides. RefSeq names its product putative FAD dependent oxidoreductase. Gene Ontology annotation, molecular function: (S)-2-hydroxyglutarate dehydrogenase activity. Lineage: Eukaryota; Fungi; Ascomycota; Sordariomycetes; Glomerellales; Glomerellaceae. The record is from RefSeq and is a predicted model, not a curated record.